GCCCCGGGUUCCAGACCGCCGCCUCUCCUAACGCCUGGACCUGCCCUUCUCGGCGCCCCUGUUCUCCAGGGAGAUGCGAUGAGCCGGCGCCCCCGCGUCCUCAUCGCCUUCCCGGGCACGGUGCCCGUCCGUUGCCCGUGGUGGGGAGGGAGCCCCCUGCGACCCCUCCGCGACGCCCCUCCCUUGGGCCCCCGCCCAGCUGGAGGCCUUGGGCCAUGUCCCAGGGGACCCAUCUGGGAGGUGGGCUCUAGAGCGAAGAGGGUGGAGAGGAGAGAGGACGGGGCCUUGGGCGCCUCUGAGAUGCUCCCAAGCGCCGGUGGAGGCCGAGCGAGCCGCAGGCAACCGCGCGGCAGUCAUGAUGCCCUCGCCCAGUGACUCCAGCCGCUCGCUGACCAGUCGACCUAGCACCCGGGGCCUUACCCACCUCCGCCUUCACCGACCGUGGCUGCAGGCCCUGCUCUCGCUGGGGCUGGCCCAGGUGCUCCUGGGCGUCCUGGUGGUCACCUUCAGCAUGGUGGCCUCCUCCGUCACCACCACCGAGAGCAUCAAGAGGUCCUGCCCGUCUUGGGCUGGAUUCUCGCUGGCGUUCUCCGGGGUAGUUGGCGUUGUGUCUUGGAAACGGCCAUUCACUCUAGUGAUCUCCUUCUUCUCCUUGCUUUCGGUGCUCUGUGUCAUGCUCAGCAUGGCCGGCUCUGUUCUCUCCUGUAAGAACGCUCAGCUGGCCCGAGACUUCCAAGACUGCUCCAUGGAAGGGAAGGUCUGUGUGUGCUGCCCCUCCGUUCCCCUUCUUCGGCCCUGUCCAGAGUCGGGACAGGAACUGAAAGUUGCCCCCAACUCCACCUGUGAGGAAGCCCGAGGGGCCCUCAAGAACUUGCUCUUCAGUGUCUGCGGGCUCACUGUCUGUGCUGCCGUCAUCUGCACCCUCUCAGCCAUUGUCUGCUGCAUCCAAAUCUUCUCCCUGGACCUUGUGCACACGCAGCUGGCCCCGGAGCGCUCAGUCUCAGGCCCCUUGGGGUCUCUGGGCUGUACCUCCCCGCCGCCAGCCCCUCUGCCGCACACCAUGCUGGACUUAGAGGAGUUUGUCCCGCCGGUGCCCCCACCCCCCUACUAUCCCCCGGAGUACACCUGCAGCUCCGAAACGGACGCUCAGAGCAUCACCUACAACGGCUCCAUGGACAGCCCGGUCCCCUUGUACCCUACCGAUUGUCCCCCUUCUUAUGAGGCCGUCAUGGGGCUGCGGGGAGACAGCCAGGCCACUCUGUUUGACCCUCAGCUUCACGACGGCUCCUGCAUCUGCGAGCGAGUGGCCUCCAUCGUAGACGUGUCCAUGGACAGCGGGUCUCUGGCGCUGUCCGCCAUCGGUGACCUCCCCGGGGGCUCAAGCCCGUCGGAGGACUCGUGCCUGCUGGAGCUGCAGGGCUCCGUGCGCUCCGUCGACUACGUGCUCUUCCGCUCCAUUCAGCGCAGCCGUGCCGGCUACUGCCUCAGUCUGGACUGCGGCCUGCGAGGUCCCUUCGAGGACAGCCCCCUGCCCCGGAGGCCCCCCAGGGCGGCCCGCUCCUACUCCUGCUCCGCCCCUGAGGGCCCGCCCCCCCUGGGGGCCCCCACGGCCGCCCGCAGCUGCCACCGGCUGGAAGGCUGGCCGCCCUGGGUGGGACCCUGCUUCCCCGAGCUGAGGCGGAGGGUCCCCCGGGGCAGCGGCCGGCCGGGGACUGCCGCUGCUGCUGCUCCUGCCUGCGCCCCCGCCCGCCGCUUCAGCGACAGCUCAGGUUCUCUCACCCCCCCGGGGCACCGGCCUCCCAAUCCGGCUCCCCUGCCACCACCGCUGCUGCUGCCACGGUCCCACAGUGACCCGGGCAUCACCACUUCCAGCAACACCGCUGACUUCAGGGGCCUUUAUACCAAAGUGCUCGAGGAAGAAGCAGCUUCCGUUUCCUCUGCAGAUACAGGGCUCUGCUCAGAAGCCUGCCUCUUCCGUCUAGCCCGCUGCCCUUCUCCAAAGUUGCUCCGUGCCCGCUCGGCUGAGAAACGGCGCCCCGUGCCCACCUUUCGAAAGGUCCCCCUGCCCGCGGGCCCUGCGCCUGCCCCGUCCCUGGGAGACCUGAAGAGCAGCUGGCCGGGCCGGGGCUUGGUCACUCGUUUCUUCCAGAUGUCCAAGAAGGCCUCAGACCCCGGUGGCAAUGGGGCCCAUGGGCUUAAGCAGGUGCCCCGCAGCCCAUGGGGCCGGCCAGGCCGAGAGAGCCUCCACCUUCGCAGCUGCGGUGACCUGAGCUCCGGCUCCUCCCUUCGGCGCCUCCUGUCUGCCCGACGCCUGGAGCGCGGCACCCGCCCCCACAGCCUCAGCCUCAGCGGGGGCAGCCGGGAGACAGGGCUCUGACCGGGGCACUGAGCAGAUUCAGGUGAACGCCGGGGCCACGCACUGGCUGAUGCGGAAAAAGCCCGCUGAGCACUCCCAGAAGUGUCCCUGUACCUCCUGCCGCCAGGGGCUCCCGCUGCUUGCCUCUGCCCCCCCGGCCCGGGGGGCUGCUGUCCCCUGCUGCAUGGGCAUUCAGGCUGUGGGGGGAGAGGCCCCGGCUUACAGCCCCGGAAGAGGAAGAUAGAGUCUCAUCCCCCAGCAUGAAAGAGCGCUCCUGGUUCGACAGGGGCCCCAGGGCCAGGGGGAGGCACGUCCCAGUGCUGACGCACAGGGGCUGGGCGCCCGUGUCGUGGGCGUGUGAGGCACGAAGACGGAAAAAUCUGGGUGACUCUCAGCUCUGCCGCCUCUAGCUGCAUGACCUCGGGCAAGUUAUUUAACCUCAAUUGCCUGACCCGUAAAACAUGGUGAAGAUGAAUGUUUGUAAAGCUCUUAAUACACUAAGCCUUCAAUAAAUUUCAACUUUCCCCUUC
This is a messenger RNA of Suricata suricatta (meerkat), 2886 nucleotides long. It is a transcript of the gene ENTREP3, whose product is annotated as family with sequence similarity 189 member B. Bases 356 to 2377 code for a protein of 673 amino acids. Lineage: Eukaryota; Metazoa; Chordata; Mammalia; Carnivora; Herpestidae. The transcript has 12 exons. The record is from RefSeq and is a predicted model, not a curated record. Gene Ontology annotation, cellular component: membrane.